Molecule: messenger RNA, 510 nt
Organism: Aspergillus luchuensis
Lineage: Eukaryota; Fungi; Ascomycota; Eurotiomycetes; Eurotiales; Aspergillaceae
Exons: 1
Coding region: 1-510 (169 amino acids)
Source: RefSeq, a predicted model, not a curated record
AUGCGAUCAGGUGAAGUGAACUUAACCGUUGACGGUACCUGUUUCGGCAAGACCAAUGUCCCCAGCUGCGUGCGCAAUGAAUUCUUUGAACUCAACCUUGGGGUGGACAGGUUCGUUAAGGUGGCCUAUAAGGAACCUGGGAUAACACUUAGUAAAAUCGACGAAUUCUUGGAGCUUACUAUCACAUAUUUCAAAGCGACAUGCAAGAUCAAGAAUACAAGAGACCAUGCAGUCAACGUUCUGGUAUUGGAUCAGGUGCCGGUUAAUGUGGACGAUCAUUUUGAUGUUGAGAUUCUGACGCCAGAGACCUUGGGGUUUCCGGGUGAUAAGGUGGAUCUCACAGAGCCGGGAAAGCCGGGAACGAAGACUGCGGAACUGGGUCGUGAUGGAGAGGUUCGAUGGGAAGUGACACUUGAGCCGGAUGAGGAGAUAGAGCUCGAUUUGCGAUAUUCUAUCGAGGCGCCGUUUGAGAAAUGGGGAAGGGACUUUCCUGUGCCUGUUGCGAAAUGA